Penicillium malachiteum is the source of this 1956-nucleotide messenger RNA. Its product is annotated as putative protein kinase (Lkh1). Gene Ontology annotation, biological process: protein phosphorylation. Lineage: Eukaryota; Fungi; Ascomycota; Eurotiomycetes; Eurotiales; Aspergillaceae. The transcript has 6 exons. The coding region runs from base 1 to 1956 and encodes 651 amino acids. Gene Ontology annotation, cellular component: nucleus. The record is from RefSeq and is a predicted model, not a curated record. Gene Ontology annotation, molecular function: ATP binding; protein kinase activity.
AUGUCGACUCCAUCCACGGCCACUGCAACCCAUCCUUCUCACCAGCGCUACGGAUAUCCUCACUCCUCAUAUCAGGCGACUUCUGCCUAUCCAACUACAUCCACCGCCGCAGGGGCUCGCCUGGCAAAUCCCUACACCUACUCUGUCCCUUCACCAACCACCGCUACCGCCAACACCACAACCCUUCCUUUCACUCAGUCCGCUCGAGUCGCUCCGGCGACCUCGACGCCAUCCGGCAUGCCUUCUCACCCAAGUGGUUCUAGUGCGGCCCCUUCGCAAGGUGGCCGGAACAAGAAGCCUGAUUGGGGUGAGUUUUACAAGAACGGAAUUCCCAAGGAGGUCAUCGUGAUCGAUGACAGCCCAGCUCCUGAGGCUGCCAAAGCUGCUCCGGCUCCCCCGGCCCAUGGCGCACCAGCCGGUCAACCUGCCGCGCCUCAGCCCGCGGGCAAGAGGAGACGAACGGGAAUCGAGACGGCCUACGAACUAAACUACUAUGACCGACCGUCAUUCUCAAUCAACCCUCAACAAUAUGGUGAAAAUUCGUCAAAUUCCUUGUCUACGGACAGAACCACUUCCCUGCACACGACUGCCCCCACAUCCAUGGGAUCUCAAGGCAGCACCGGUGCCAACGCCGCGUCUUACUACGAAGAUAGCACUGUGGGCCAAAAGCGCAAGCGGACCACCCGGAAAUCAACUCGCGACGAGCAGAAACGACGGGAAUUGGAGAAUGCGGGUGACGCGUUUCUCAACUAUAUUCCUCCUCCGCAACCCAUAAUCAAAGCAAAGGAUGUACCUGUGCCGGUUAUUAGAGAUUACACGAGUUCCCGUCACGAAAAAUUCGAUGAUGACGAUGGUCACUAUAUUGUGACUCCUGAGACACAGCUGACGGAGCGAUACUCUAUCAUUAAGCUCCUAGGACAGGGCACGUUUGGAAAGGUGGUGGAAGCCUAUGACAAGCAGCGAAAGGCCCGCUGCGCCGUCAAGAUCAUUCGCUCAAUCCAAAAGUACCGAGAUGCCUCGCGGAUCGAGUUGCGAGUUCUAUCGACUCUUGCCUCGAACGACAAGAGCAACCGCAACAAAUGCAUCCAUCUGCGGGACUGCUUUGAUUUCCGCAACCACAUAUGCAUUGUUACAGACCUGUUAGGUCAAAGUGUGUUCGAUUUUCUGAAAGGCAACGGAUUUGUUCCUUUCCCCAGCAGUCAGAUUCAGCAUUUUGCCCGCCAGCUCUUUACCAGUGUGGCCUUUCUUCACGACCUCAACCUCAUUCACACCGAUCUCAAACCCGAAAACAUUCUCCUCGUCAGCAGCGCCUACCAGACUUUUACCUACAACCGUACCAUCCCUUCCUCUUCCCACGCAAACCCGCGAAAUGCUCGCCAGCGGCGAGUUCUCCUCGACAGCGAGAUCCGGCUGAUCGAUUUUGGCUCUGCCACCUUUGAUGACGAAUACCACUCCUCAGUCGUCUCCACAAGGCAUUACCGGGCACCUGAAAUUAUCCUGAACUUGGGCUGGAGUUUCCCCUGCGACAUUUGGAGCAUAGGGUGCAUCUUGGUGGAGUUCUUCACCGGUGAUGCUCUAUUUCAGACCCAUGAUAAUCUCGAACACUUGGCGAUGAUGGAGGCUGUGAUCAAUACUCGGAUUGAUGCAAAGUUAGUCCGACAGGUCAUGCAAGGACGUGCCGGCAACCACAACUCAGCUGCCAAGUACUUCAAUCGCACCAAGCUGGACUACCCUACUACCGAAACCACCCGGGCUUCUCGGAAGAUUUCAUUCCUACCAACACCCCCCUUCAACCGUCAAUUCCUGGACCUUCUGCGCCAGAUCUUCGUCUACGAUCCCAAGCAACGUAUCACUGCUAAGGAGGCACUAAAGCACCCCUGGUUCAAGGAGACUCUAGUCGAUGAUGGCACGGAGGCAUACAGGAUUGGCAUGGGAUUACACCGUCAUCCACGAUAA